GUGAGUUCGGGGAGGUGUGCAGCGGGUGUCUGCGUACCCCAGGUCAGAAGGAGAUCCCGGUGGCCAUUAAGACCCUGAAGGGAGGCUACGUGGAGCCCCAGAGAAGAGACUUCCUCAGAGAGGCCUCCAUCAUGGGACAGUUCGACAACCCCAACAUCAUACGGCUGGAAGGAGUGGUCACCAAGAGCAGACCUGUGAUGAUCGUGGUGGAAUACAUGGAGAACGGAUCCCUGGACUCUUUUCUGAGGCAGCAUGAUGGCCACUUCACAGUGGUCCAGCUGGUGGGGAUGCUGCAUGGCGUGGCGUCAGGGAUGACCUACCUGUCUGACUUGGGCUACGUGCACCGUGACCUGGCCGCUCGCAACAUCCUGGUAGAUGAGGGUCUGGUGUGUAAGGUGUCUGACUUUGGCCUGUCCAGAGUCCUAGAGGACCACCCUGAGCCUGCAUAUAACACCAUGGGGGAUAAGGUCCCGGUCCGUUGGACAGCUCCCGAGGCCAUCACCUACAGGAAGUUCUCUUCAGCCUCCGACGUCUGGAGCUACGGCAUCGUCAUGUGGGAAGUGAUGUCGUACGGGGAGAGACCUUACUGGGAGAUGUCCAAUCAGGAUGAUGAUGUGAUCCUGUCUAUAGAGGAGCGUUACCGUCUCUCUGUCCCCAUGGACUGUCCUGGG
Oncorhynchus masou masou (cherry salmon) is the source of this 671-nucleotide messenger RNA. Its product is annotated as ephrin type-A receptor 4a-like. The record is from RefSeq and is a predicted model, not a curated record. Gene Ontology annotation, molecular function: transmembrane-ephrin receptor activity; ATP binding. Gene Ontology annotation, biological process: protein phosphorylation; axon guidance; ephrin receptor signaling pathway. The annotation marks the transcript as partial. NCBI's taxonomy places the organism in Eukaryota, Metazoa, Chordata, Actinopteri, Salmoniformes, Salmonidae. The transcript is spliced from 7 exons. Gene Ontology annotation, cellular component: plasma membrane; dendrite.